AUGCUGGAGAAGAACCCGAAGGGCAAGAGAUCCAAGCAGAAUCCUGGCUAUACUCACCAGGGUUUCGACAACGACCGCCUGUUCAAAGCUCUAUGCGACCACAUCCCCGGCCCAGACUGUCGGGGCUGUUACACGGCUGAUGAGGUUCAACGCGAUACUCGAGACACUACUAACCCCGAGAUCCACUAUGGGACCAUCGCAUCCGGCAACACACUCGUCAAAGACGCUGCUGCUCGCGAUCGGAUUGUUGCUGACCUCGGCGAGGAUUGCAUCUGCCUUGAGAUGGAAGCGGCUGGGCUGAUGAACCACUUUCCCUGUCUUGUGAUCCGAGGGAUCUGCGACUACGCCGAUUCUCACAAGAACGAUCGAUGGCAACGCUACGCCUCGGCAACCGCCGCUGCGUAUACAAAGGAGCUUCUGGCGUACGUUCCGGCUGCGGAGGUCAAAGAGACCAAGAGGGCACUGGAAGUGCUUCAGUUAGUUCAACGAAAGAUUGAUAGCGUGCAGCAGACGACAGUUGCAACGAAAGUUGCAACUGAUUCCAUCAGGUCUGAUCUUCGUGCCGAUAAUAUCAAGCGCUGGCUUUGUCCCCCGGAUCCGUCUACAAAUGCCAACCACGCGAGGACGCUCCGCCAUGAGGGGACAGGCGCGUGGCUCCUGGAAAACCCCGUCUUCGAGUCGUGGCACUCGGAUUUACGUCGACAUUUAUGGCUGCACGGGCUUGCGGGAUGUGGAAAGACGGUUCUCAGUGCGACUGUGCUUGACCAUCUCGCGAAGGGAAACGACGGUCUAACCCUCAGCUUCUUCUUUGACUUUAGCGACACCACAAAGCAGACAUUGGAUGGCAUGUUGCGGUCGCUUGCUUUCCAACUUUACCAAGGCGGGGUCGGCUCUGCCAUUCAUCUUGAUGCUUUAUUUCAAGCACACCAGAAUGGCAGCGACCAACCUGCGACAAAGGCGCUCUCGGAUAUUGUUUUCAAGAUGCUCGUAGUUCAGAGAAAGGUCUCUAUCAUUCUGGACGCAUUAGAUGAAUCGAAACCAAGGGAUAAUGUCCUCCUGUGGAUCAAGGACGUGGUGUCUAGGCCAGAGUUGGUCCAUGUCCAGCUGCUUUAUACCAGUCGACCUGAAUCCGAGUUUCUGCGCCACAUUCCCCCUUCAAUAGGAGAGCAAAACUGCCUACCGCUGGAUAAGCAUGCUGUCAACUCUGAUGUCCGAUCUUGGGUCAUAGCACAACUUGCUUAA
Messenger RNA from Penicillium egyptiacum, 1242 nucleotides. Lineage: Eukaryota; Fungi; Ascomycota; Eurotiomycetes; Eurotiales; Aspergillaceae. The record is from the annotation of a GenBank genome assembly.